This is a messenger RNA of Cololabis saira (Pacific saury), 2461 nucleotides long. RefSeq names its product rubicon like autophagy enhancer (gene rubcnl). NCBI's taxonomy places the organism in Eukaryota, Metazoa, Chordata, Actinopteri, Beloniformes, Belonidae. Gene Ontology annotation, biological process: autophagosome maturation; autophagosome-endosome fusion; autophagosome-lysosome fusion. Gene Ontology annotation, cellular component: intracellular membrane-bounded organelle; autophagosome membrane. The transcript is spliced from 17 exons. Gene Ontology annotation, molecular function: phosphatidylinositol phosphate binding. The coding region runs from base 110 to 2362 and encodes 750 amino acids. The record is from RefSeq and is a predicted model, not a curated record.
UCUGCUGCUGCCAGUGCCGUGGGUGGAGGGGGACGCAUCUGGACCGGACUCUUGCUCGCAGUUUCAGCUCAGGAGGUCACCACCGCGCCGAGGAGACCCAUGAGCUUCGAUGAGGAGCUGCAGUGUCAUGUACUCCGACCUGCACCGAUGUGGAUAUGUCAGCUGGUGUGUGGAGCCUGCAGAGUCGCCGGCUCCAGCAGCUGCAGCUUCAGCAGGUACAGCAACUCUGCAACAUUUAACACAAAGUCAACAGUCUGCCAGAUCAAAAUUGUUCCCACUUCUCAUUCUGGCGCCAUCAGAAACCAGCGGAGGAGAAGCAACGAUUCCCCAUCAGUGCCCACAGGAAACUUUCCUUAAGAAGAAACACUCCUGCAAGAUUUUACACAAGACUGAACACAUCACUAAUAUCCACUGUGAUGAAGGGAAUGACAGUGACGACAUAUUCACCGAACACAAAAGGAACCUGAGACUGCCAGAGGGAAACUUCCCGAGCAAACAGGAAGCACCUCUUCUUUAUUCUGAGGAAGGAAACUUCCUCUUACCCAGGAGCAGCCCGGUCAUCUCCAGACGCCGCAGGCAUGUCCCCUGGCAGGACGAGCGAGACAAAUCUCCUAAACCAUCACGCUCGGACUGUCCAUCUCCCUCCACUGGUUCGCCGUCUGUUGAUCAGCAUGAGUGGCCCACGGCCAGCAUAGAGGAAGACCCCGGUUCCAAACGGAGAUCCCGUCGACCCCCGUUCCCAGUCCAGGCGGAUGAAAAGCCGCGGUGUGUUUCUCUGUCGUCAGAUGUUAACAGCAUGCGAAGUGGUGACCAUCAGUCCCACAGCAGGGAUCAGCAGGGACUGGCCAAGGAGCACAGACGGCGAUGCCUAACGACUCCUCAAACUCUAGGCAAAGAGCACAGUGGUAUCCCAGAGUUCCCUGCAGACAUCUUCAGGACCAGUUGUGAGCUGGAAAAGGAAAAUGCUCAUUUCAUCGUGGUGGACUUGGUGCUGGAGGUGCUGGAAGGCGCCAAGUGGAGUCUGAGCUUUGGUCAACGGACUUCCAGGAAAGAGGACCAUCAACACACUGAGUGCAAUACGUGCAUGCACAAAAACACAAGCUCUGAGCAGGGCGGUCUACAAAACAAACCCACAUGUACGAUGCACAGAUGCACGCUGGACUGCAGCACAGGUGAUCCUGCAGGAGAGAGCUACAAAUCCAGACACUCAGACGAUGACGUGAGGACGUCACACACAGACACGCACUUCUCUUAUGGAGACCAACAUGUACAAGGAAAAGAUGAGGAAGAAUCAGAGAAUGAGGAUGCUGAUGAUGAAACAAAGACUCUCUCAGUCCUCUCCACUGACAGCGGGUUUGAAGACUCUGGAUUCAACGCAGAAAAGCUGAUAUCAGCAGACUCUCUCAGAAAUGCGGAGUGGUUGGCGCAGCAGCUGGUGUCAGAGUUCAAGAGGAGGUGGCUUCCCUCUCGUGAUCUCCGGAGAGACCGGCAAAGCCUCCGCACCUCACUUCAAGAGCUGGCAGGCAGUGAAGUUGUGGCGGCGAGCAGCGGCAGCCUGGCGGAGGAGAUCCAAUUGAGGACCAGGAUGAGAGGAUCCCUAAAUUGGGCACCACCUCGCUUCCAGAUCAUCUUCACCGUUCAGCCCACACACAGACGCAGUGAUGUAGUGGCUUCGCAAAACUUCCUGUGUGCAGGUUGUGGGACCGGAGUGGAGCCCAGGUACAUCAAGAAACUGCGGUACUGUGAAUACCUCGGCAGGUAUUUCUGUGACUGCUGCCACAGCGGCUCUGAGGCUGUGAUUCCUGGACGAGUUCUGUCCGGCUGGGACUUCAGCAGGUACUUGGUGAGCAAUUUCUCCAAACAGCUGCUGGAUUCUUUGUGGCAUCAGCCUCUGUUCGACCUGAGCCGUGUGGGAAAGACGCUUAACGGAAGGGUGAAAGAGGUCAACAAGUUCAAGGACCUGCAGGAACAGCUGUUGGGCAUCAAGAAGCUGCUGACAGCCUGCAGAUUCGCUAGAAGGAAGCUGGCUGAGUUUGAGCAGCUCCCUGCUCACCUGAUGGGGCAGCCACUCCUCUUCUCCAUGGACGACCUCGUGAGGCUGAAGAAGGGCCAGCUGCUGGCGCAGGGCCGAGCAGUGCUGCAAUCGGCCGUCGACCAUGUUCAAAGCUGUGAGCUUUGCCUGGCCCGAGGUUUCAUCUGUGAAUUUUGCAAAGAAAAAGACAUCAUCUUUCCGUUUCAGAGCGACAUAUGCAAGCGCUGUACAGUGUGCAAGGCGUGCUUUCACAAACACUGCUUUGAGGAAAAAAAGUGUCCGAAAUGUGAACGGAUCUGGUCCCGGAUGAAAGUCCAGCUGCGUCCAUGACCUCAUGAACUACUGCGGUGCGCGUAACACUUGUACUUAUUUAAGCUACAUUUCUAUUUCUGUGAUGAAAGUUCUACAUAAAGAUUAUUUUUUCAUUCA